GAAUCUGAUUCCGAGUUCUACAAAUAAAAUGUCUACCGCUUGUCUUGAAUAGAACAAGGUUAUUUUUUUUUAAACAUUCAUAAGUCGUGUCGCUCAUUAGCACAGCAUCAUCAUGGGGAACAUAUUUGAGAGACUUUUCAAGAGUUUGUUUGGAAACCAAGAGAUGAGAAUUCUGAUGGUGGGCCUCGAUGCUGCGGGUAAAACAACAAUACUCUACAAGCUGAAGUUAGGAGAGAUAGUCACAACCAUUCCAACUAUAGGUUUUAAUGUUGAAACAGUUGAGUAUAAAAACAUCAGAUUUACGGUGUGGGAUGUUGGAGGUCAAGACAAGAUCAGACCACUCUGGAGACACUAUUUCAUGAAUACUCAAGGCCUUAUUUUUGUGGUAGACAGUAACGACAGGGAGCGUGUCGGUGAAGCGAAAGACGAGCUACAGAGAAUGCUUAUUGAAGACGAACUACGAGAUGCAGUCUUAUUGGUUUAUGCAAAUAAACAGGAUUUACCUAAUGCGAUGGCUGCAGCUGAGAUCACCGACAAACUAGGUCUGAACAGCUUGCGUAACCGACACUGGUACAUUCAGUCGGCAUGCGCGACGAGCGGAGACGGGCUGUACGAGGGCUUGGAUUGGCUGUGUGCGCAACUCAAACACAAAAAAUAACUGGAGAAAUGUAUACUGUUGUAAAUGAAGACCUAUAUAUAUUUUAUUUGUUGUAUGCACAGAUCAUAAGUGCUUGAAUUUUAUUAGAGAAUAUUGGGAAAAUACUCAUUAUUUCCUAUUGUGAAUUUAAAAUUUGAAUAAGUCAGCCCACCGUAAGAGCUAAAUUAUUUUAUUUGUGCUAUGCACAGAUCCUAAGUGUUUGAUGGUUUUUUAAGAGAAUCUUGAAAACUAAAAAUACUCAUUUUAAAUAGUGAAUUUAAAAUUUCAAUAAUACAGCUAUAUUAUAUGAUAAAAUUUUGUCGUGUGUAUAGAUCCUAAGUAUUUAGACUGAUAGAGAAUCUUGAAAAAGACAAAUUAUUUCUUAUUGUAAAUUUAAAAUUAGACUACAGACAGCUCACCAUAACUGCCAUGUUUAGUUAUUUGUUGUAUACAUAGGUUCUAAGCAUUAUUUUUAUUCUAAAUUUAAAAUUUGAAAGAGACAGUCCAGUGUUUGACUAAGAGUUAUAUUAUGUUAUUUCUUUGAUGUGUAGAUCUGAACUAUUAUUUUUAAGGAAUGCUUCAGUUUCCAUGAAUACAUCCAGGGUUUCUGCCAAAGGGUAAAAUGGGAUUGGCACCAUACCAACAUUUGUUUGCAGAUUUUAUUUGUUUUAAGUUGACCUUUUAAAAAAAAAAAUUAAUGAAUGACUUAUUACUGUAUAAUUUUCUUAACCCUAAACAUAACCCAUUUUCUUUCUUGGGUUGGUCCAACAUACCCCUAUCUACUGUGGUUACAUUCAGCACACACAUUAUAAAUAUUCAAUCUCAACCCCAAAAAGAAUUUUCUGGCAGAAACACUGGCAUCUAUGAGAAAUUCUGCUAGCACAAGAUUCUUAAACCUUUUUGUUUAGCAAUUCAAACAUGCACUUUAUCACACUUUCCACCAUCUUUUACACAUUCCAAGUUUCAUUUAUCAACACAGACACAUUUCUCUUAUGGUAAAUCAAAAGUAGCAUCAUAUACAUAUUCUAUAUUUUGAAUCAUACAGAUAGACACGGUUCUGGGCUCAAUUUCACAAAACAUCGUAAACCUAGUUUUGCACGUAAACGUAAAUCUACAACUAAACCACAACUCUUAUUACUAUUAAAAAUAUAUCUUGUCCUUAAAAUGCUCCAUCUUUCACAAGGAUGUAAUUUUUCUAUGUGAAAUACAUGCCAAACACAUGUAAACCUAUGGCCGGUAUAACUGCUAGUAGCAGACAUAAAGUUACGAUAUUUAGUGAAAUUGGUUCCUCUUGAAAUUCUUUCUUUUAUUAUUUUUUAUUUUUUUAAUUUUAAAAAAAAUGCAUGAUUGCUUUUGGUAACAUUUUGAAUGUGCCAAAUGGAGUAUGGACUAAGUUGGUUUUUGUCAUAAAAGUUGAAGGAAAAUAAUGGGUGGAUGUGGAGGGAUGAGUGUUAAAAAUUGCUCUCCUCUGUAAUCAGUAAGAAUAAUGUAUAAAUGAUGUCAGUGGGUUUCUUCUUCAAUUCUCCUGACCAAGUAUCAAUGUAUUAUGUAAUUUGGUGUGAUGGACUGAGAUAAAAAAACAAAGAAAAAAUAAGAAAGCCUUUAAAAAUGUCAGGCAACACUCACACCAGUUCCUACAUUUGUUGCAGGAUGUGCUUUCAUGUGAGCAUCCAGAGAAUGUUGAUCACAUUCCAUUUAAUCUGUUACUAUGGUAGUGUUUACUGCCCACUGUGAGAAAUCAUUAGUCUGAUUCCUGCAACUAAGAGCUGUUUUUGCAUUUUAUUUUGUAUUUGACAUGCUUUACCUUCAUGAUUACCUGGUCCAGGAUUUCAGACCAAGAACCUUGAUGUUGUGAAAUAUGACCAGUCCACACAGACCUCUUUAGUGUAUUGUGAAGGAUGAGAGAUAAGGCAAGGGAGAUGAUUUAAUACCACUUGUAACCAUUUUACCCAAUUUUCUCCCCUGAUCAAUGUAAGAAGGGGAUGAACAUGUAGUGUUGUGGUAAAGCUCUCACCUCCCUGUCCUGGACAGAACUCUCUGGCGAAGUCAGAGGUUGAACCCAUAACAGGCGUGCUUGAACAGUUCUCUGAUGGAAGCAUGCCAAAAAUUACCCACACCAACACCCACACCCACACCCACACCCACAGCUCUCACCAGAGCAAUGGCAAGUCACUGGAUCGUGAAUAGAACAUUUUUCACUUUAUCCAGUAUUCCAUGAGUGGUAUAACAAAGGUUGUGGUAUGUACCGUCCUACCUGAAGCAAAGUACAUCUAAAAAACAAUGUUCUUGUUAAGAGUAAAAUAUGUGGCAAUAGUAUUGUUUAGUUGUUUUAGUGUGUGUGUGAAUUAGCUUAAGUUUAACUGGAAUAGUUGCAGAGCACCCAAUAUGCCGAGAUAUCCUUAACCAUUGUCAUUACCCACUAGACCAUUUCUGCACCAUAGUUUUGACUUCAUACAAAAUAAAAAUGACAAAUCUUACUGUAGUUUUACUUCAUAUCCUUAUCCAGUUUAUUGUUGUCAUAUAGUGAUGUAAAAUGACGUCAUUUGAAUACUGAUAUAUCAUUUAAAAUGAACAAUAUAUAUACACAUGUAUUAUUAUUACGCUUUGCCACAUUAAGACAAAACCAGUCUACUUUCUUUCACCCCUUUGAAAAAGAAGAACAAAAGAGUACCAUUUGUCAAAUAUAUUAUAUUUAUUGAGUACAGAGACCAAACAAUGGUGCAGGAAUUUUCUGUCACAAAACAUAAUUUAUGAAUUAUGAAUUUUGAAAUUGUUAAAAUGUAAUAUUUCAUCAACCUGAAACCAUGUUGUUUAUUUUUACUGUUACUGAUUAUGUAAUGGGUGACAAAGCUGAUUUUAAAAAUAUAUUUCGGCAUUGCAGGCACAUGUGCAUGAAUUUAUGUAGAGGUGGGUGUCUAGACUGGAAAAAAAAGUUUCUAGGCUAAGUGGGGUCAAGUCAUGAUUUCCUGGAAAAUAUAUGGGGGAAAAAUGUUUCCUUUUGAUCUCCAACACCCCGUACCUACCUCAAUUUUGGUGGUAAUUUGAAGUACGUUUAGGAAAGUACUGUUAUUAUAGUUUACUAAUGACACUUUUCCAAUAGAAGCAGAUAUAACAGAGUGGAGUUAGACAUGCACUCGACUGAGAUAUUUGCGUCAAAGGAUCGAAUCCCCUUGGCGGACCCAUUACCCGAGCACACCAGAUGUAUAGAAAAUGAACUAUCUAAACAAUAAACUGGUUCCACCAGAGGUACAUCAUGGUACCGACUGCUUUUAGAGGACUACAUGUCUUUAAAGAGUUAAAGAGACUAUCCUUAGUUUUCUGUCAUUGUAGGUUGUUUCUAAUACAAUUUUUUGACAACUUAAAUUACAUACUAAAUUCAAAUUUGUGUUUAGAAUAUCAGUGUCUGUGUAUUCAUUGUGUUUGUAAGUAGCCUAAUGUUUGUAAGUAGCCCAAAUUAGAUUUGGUACCAAAAUAAUAUAUA
Molecule: messenger RNA, 4118 nt
Organism: Gigantopelta aegis
Lineage: Eukaryota; Metazoa; Mollusca; Gastropoda; Neomphalida; Peltospiridae
Product: ADP-ribosylation factor 2-like
Exons: 5
Coding region: 113-658 (181 amino acids)
Biological process (GO): vesicle-mediated transport; intracellular protein transport
Cellular component (GO): cytoplasm; plasma membrane
Molecular function (GO): GTP binding; GTPase activity
Source: RefSeq, a predicted model, not a curated record